Messenger RNA from Cetraspora pellucida, 680 nucleotides. NCBI's taxonomy places the organism in Eukaryota, Fungi, Glomeromycota, Glomeromycetes, Diversisporales, Gigasporaceae. The record is from the annotation of a GenBank genome assembly.
AUGCUUCCAGAACUUAGUCAGCCUGAAACAUACGAUGAACUAUUACCAAAGCUUUCACCGGCAAUGUAUAGCGCGAGUGAAUUCAGAGAAGUAAAUAAUACAACAAUUAACACCCUGAGGUGGAAAGCUGAUAAGCCUUCUGACUUUGCUAUAAAGGGUAAUUUCAAACAUAUAUUCGAAUCAUUAGGAUGGUAUACAGAUGCGCCAAUUAGUAUAAAGGACAAAGAUGGUAAGAUUGUUACAGCUACUGGAAAUUUUGCUUGUAUUAAUAAUAGUAAACCUGAACCAAUGUUAUGUUUAGAUAUGACAUGGAUUCGAAAAGUUCAAGGUAUUCUUGAUCCAAAUAAAAAUCAAUUUCAAAUAAAGUUACAUGGGAAGACUUACACUAUCCCAACUUUUAGCAAGGCUACAGAGCUUGCUUGUGCAAAUCGAGAUCGAGAAAUUGCUAUAGAGUGUGGCAAUCAACUUUCUAAUAAAUGCUCUGUCUUGAAUAAAAACAAUAAGCAUAUACAACGUAAUCUAAAACAAUCCAAUAAAGAUAAAGAGAAACUCUCCAAGCAUGCUUUCCAGCUUAAAGAUGAGGUUAAACGAUUGCGCUCUGAGUUAAAUAAUCUAACAUUCCAGAUUACUCACAAAGAUAUUUCUCUUAAAGAAUCUAAGAUUAAGAUAAAAGAUCUCCU